AUGAUAAAAAUAGCAAUAUUGAUUUUUACAGUGUUAUCAUUAUUACAACUUGUUAACUCUUGGUCCAUAGACUAUUCCCGUUGUCAACGUAAUUGUAACUCAGAUUAUGACAGUUGCUACAGUAAUAAAAAUGCUGACUAUAAACAAUGUGAUCAAACUCACUCUUCGUGCAUGACAGGCUGUGAAAUUCUUGGGUGCAAGGAUGACUGUUCAAAUACAGGAAAUAAUUGCUCUAUUAACCCAAGAGGAUAUGGGUGUGCCGGCUUUAAUAUCUUUUCUUGCAAUAGCUUAUGCGAAUUAAAGAAAUGGAAAUAA
Molecule: messenger RNA, 315 nt
Organism: Dictyostelium purpureum
Lineage: Eukaryota; Evosea; Eumycetozoa; Dictyosteliales; Dictyosteliaceae
Exons: 1
Coding region: 1-315 (104 amino acids)
Source: RefSeq, a predicted model, not a curated record